Molecule: messenger RNA, 11904 nt
Organism: Bufo bufo (common toad)
Lineage: Eukaryota; Metazoa; Chordata; Amphibia; Anura; Bufonidae
Product: IgGFc-binding protein-like
Exons: 46
Coding region: 1-11904 (3967 amino acids)
Source: RefSeq, a predicted model, not a curated record
AUGAACUUGUUAAAUCUGUUCGUCGCUUCUUCGCUUCUGUCUUCUGUUGCGAAGAAGCGACGAACAGAUUUAACAAGUUCAUCCAAGUAUCAGCUUCACAUCAAGCAAGAAACUUCUAGCCACAAAUCUUCAAGACGGCUGAGCAGAUUUACCUCAUCAAUACUCCCUGACACAUCAUCUUCCAGCACUUCUUCAUUAACUCAUACCUCAACCACUAGCACCACUAUCAAGUCCACAUCUACGUCUACUUUCAGUGUUCCGUCUACUCCAACCUCUACUACAAAUAUCUCUCCCACUGCAACCUCUACUGCAACCAUAUCAUCUUCUCCUACAUCUACCAGCACUACUUCAUCAACACCUAAAUCUACCAUCAGUAUCCAGUCUACUCCAACCUCAACAACAUCUAAGCUGCCAAUAGAAACCUUAACUUCAACUGCAUCACCCCCUCCUACAUCUACCCCCAUUAUUUCAUCCACUCAAAUCUCUUCCACCAUUAUACCACCCACAUCAACAUCUACUACACCAUCUACUUCUUCAACUAUAUCUACUACUGCUAAAUUAACGGACUCUACCUCAAGCCAAGAAACUCCACCAUCUUCAGUUAUUCCAUCUACAACAACUAAAAGCACCAUAACGGCAACAGGUUCUACUCAAACAACAACGAUCGCAACUCCUUUUGUGCCAACAGAUUCUGGUAUUUGUGAAGUUAGUGGAGAUCCACACUACUACACCUUUGAUAAUCAGGUUCACAACUUUAUGGGCACUUGUACUUACACUCUAUCUAAACUCUGUGAAGAUGAAAGCAGCCUAACAGACUUCAACGUGGAAGCAGCAAAUGAGAACAGAGGAGGCAACACCAGAGUCUCAUAUGUGAAAUAUGUAAAUGUAUAUGUCUAUGCACACAAGAUUACACUCGAGAAAAACAGAGUAGUCAAGGUUAAUGGACAGACAGUGACACUGCCAAUUCAGCUGCCACCUGAUGUAGAUGUAUUCAUCAGUGGUUCCAAUGUUAUGGUAACAACAGGCUUUGGAUUGAUAGUGAAGUUUGAUGGGAACCAUAAAGUCCAAGUAUCCAUCCCAGGAAACUACUCUGGUAAAGUCUGUGGACUUUGUGGAAAUUUCAACGGCAAUGCCAAAGAUGAUUUCCUAAAUCCGGAUGGUGUAUUAGAACCAAAUUCAAACAGCCUUGGAAACAGCUGGCAGGUUGAUAAUGACACAAGAUGUACUCCAGGAGUUGACCAUCCAUCUAAUUGUACCGAUGACGAUAAAAACAACAUUGUCAGCAAUGGCUUCUGUGGAAUUAUCACUGAUAAGGAGGGUCCAUUCAAAAAUUGCCAUAAUGUUAUCAAUCCUCUAGUAUACUUUGAUAACUGUGUAUAUGAUUUGUGUGAAACCAACCUGGAUAAGGAAAUAUUGUGUGAUAGCCUUCAAGCUUAUGCUGAGUCCUGUCAGUCUAAUGGUGUUACAAUAGAAGCUUGGAGAAAUGACACUUUCUGUCCACUGAAGUGUCCUCCAAACAGUCACUAUGAACAAUGUGGAACUGCCUGCCCAGCUACCUGCGUCAACCCAGGAGCCCCAUCCACCUGUACUCUGCCGUGUACUGAAUCCUGUAUAUGUGAUCCAGGUUUUGUCCUUUAUGGCAAUAAAUGUGUUCCAGAUGACAAAUGCGGAUGCUGGGAUGAUGAUAAGUAUCAUCCUGUAGACUCAGAAUUCUGGACAGAUGAUACUUGUUCCAUAAAAUGCAAAUGUCCAUCAGCUGGGAGUGGCCUAGUGUGUAGCCCUGACUCUUGUCCCAGCAACCAGUAUUGUGGAAUUUCAAAUGGUGUACCUGGUUGCCACUACUUCACAUAUGGAGUUUGUCGUGUUCAUAAUGAUCCUCAUUAUGACACUUUUGACAGACUGAAUCACAACUUUAUGGGUCUAUGCACAUACACGCUUGCAAAACUUUGCAACAAUACUUCUUCUCCACAGUAUUUCAAUAUUCAAGCCAAAAAUGAACACCGUGGAGAUCCCACUGUGUCAUUUGUGAAGCAUGUUCUUGUAGAAGUUUAUGGCCAAAAAGUUCAAAUGGUGAAAAAUGAAGUAGAUCGUGUUUUGGUCAAUGAAGUCUGGACUACACUUCCAGUCACAUUAGUUGGAGGAGCAGUAACUGUCCGAUGGACUGGAAAAUAUGUCAGCCUCCAAACCGAUUUUAGGUUGACUGUCUCAUAUGAUGUAGAUACCUCUGUGGAGGUGAAACUUCCUAGCAACUUCUCUGGCCUAACAUGUGGAAUGUGUGGUAACUUUAACAGCCGUAGACAAGAUGAUUACAUGAUGCCCAAUGGUCUGCAGGCUGCAAACUCUGAACAGCUAGGCCAGAGCUGGAUGGUAGAAGAUGAUGAUCCACUUUGUAAUCCAGAGGAUCCUGAGCCCUCACCACCACCAUCCUGCACACCAGAGGCAGAUGAACUAUAUAGAAGUGAUGGAUUCUGUGGUCUUUUGCUAAGUAAAAAUGGUCCUUUCCAUUUAUGUAAUGCUGUCAUCAGUCCUGGAGGGUUUGUUGAAAGCUGCGUAUUUGACAUGUGUGCACUUAAUGGAGAUCCAGACACUCUCUGCAGUCUAUUAGCAGCAUAUGCUGAUGCUUGCCAAAAGGAAGGCAUUUCUAUAACUUGGAGAAACAGCACAUUCUGUCCUCAUCCAUGUCCCAUCAACAGUCACUUUAGCACAUGUGCAUCCGCCUGUCCUGCGACAUGUGUAGAGCCACAUCCCACAGGAAACUGCAAUUUACCAUGUUCUGAAGGAUGCGAGUGUGAUGCUGGAUAUGUCAUCAGUGGUGGAACUUGUGUUCCUGAGUCACAUUGUGGCUGCUUGUAUAAUGACAUUUACUACAAGGAAGAGGAACAAUUCGUUCACGGUAACUGUGAGAGCCAGUGUACCUGUCACGGAAAAAACAAUGUGUCCUGUAUACCAUUGUCCUGCGCAGAAGAUGAAAUCUGCAAGGUGCAAGAUGGAUUACUGGGCUGCUAUAAACCAAGCACAGCAAUUUGCCACAUAUAUGGAGACCCCCAUUAUACAACCUUUGACGGAACAGUGCAUCACUUCCAGGGAGCUUGUACUUAUACUGUGACAGAGACAUGUGCUAAUACAUCACACAGCUUUAGUGUCACCACACGUAAUGAGCACAGAGGUAACCCAAGCUGGACGGCCAUUAAUUCUGUUACUCUGAAUGUUAAUGGGAUAAAGAUCUUCAUUGGAAAAGACAACAUUGUACAUGUUAAUGAUGUGACUGUCACACUUCCUGCUAACGUGUCUGACAUAAUCAUCACACAACAUGGUCAAUAUGUUACAGUCAGCACAAACUUUGGCCUUGAAGUUCAGUUUAAUGGUGAUCAUGAAUUGUUUGUGAGAGUGAAAGAGUAUUACAAGGGAGCACUAUGCGGUUUGUGUGGCUCCUACAAUGAUAACCGGUUUGAUGACUUCACAAUACCCGAUGGCAGCAUUGUAACUAAUGUCAAUGACUUUGGAAACAGCUGGAGAGUCCCAGAUGACGGAUGGCCAUGUGAUUCCACUCCUCCACCUCCACCAAUAUGUCCUCCUAAUAUCCAACAAGAGGCCGAACAGAAGUGCUGGAUUAUUAGGCAAAAUAAUGGACCAUUCAAACCCUGCCAUGCCUUUAUCCGCCCCCACCAGUACUAUGAGAGCUGCGUGUUUGACCAGUGUGUGACAGGAGGAAAUGACGAUCUGAUAUGCAGUGUCCUACAGUCUUAUGCUGCAGCUUGUGAAUCACUGGGCAUUUCCUUAGGGGACUGGAUAAAUAAUACUAUUUGUGAUCCAAACAAACCAUCAACAACUCCCCCUGCAACAACCACUUCAUCUACGCACCCACAACCAGGCUCAACUACAGUAACAACCCCAUCAGCAACUCCAACAAAUACACCACCACCAACUCCAACAACUGUAACAGCAACAACUCAAACAACUACACCACCACCAACUCCAACAACUGUAACAAUAAUGACUCCAACAACUACACCACCAACAACUCCAACAACUGUAACAGCAACAACUCCAACAACUACACCACCACCAACUCCAACAACUGUAACAAUAACUACUUCAACAACUACACCACCACCAACUCCAACAAUUGUAACAACUACUCCAAUAACUGUAACAACAACUACUCCAAAAACUACACCACCACCAACUCCAACAAUUGUAACUACUCCAACAACUGUAACAACAACGACUCCAAAAACUACACCACCAUUAACUCCAACAACUGUAACAAUAACGACUCCAACAACUACACCACCACCGACUCCAACAAUUGUAACAACUACUCCAACAACUGUAACAACAACGACACCAACAACUACAACUACUACAAUCACCACUACUACUGCUACAACACCUGAAAGUUCUACUCAAACAACAACGAUCGCAACUCCUUUUGUGCCAACAGAUUCUGGUAUUUGUGAAGUUAGUGGAGAUCCACACUACUACACCUUUGAUAAUCAGGUUCACAACUUUAUGGGCACUUGUACUUACACUCUAUCUAAACUCUGUGAAGAUGAAAGCAGCCUAACAGACUUCAACGUGGAAGCAGCAAAUGAGAACAGAGGAGGCAACACCAGAGUCUCAUAUGUGAAAUAUGUAAAUGUAUAUGUCUAUGCACACAAGAUUACACUCGAGAAAAACAGAGUAGUCAAGGUUAAUGGACAGACAGUGACACUGCCAAUUCAGCUGCCACCUGAUGUAGAUGUAUUCAUCAGUGGUACCAAUGUUAUGGUAACAACAGGCUUUGGAUUGAUAGUGAAGUUUGAUGGGAACCAUAAAGUCCAAGUAUCCAUCCCAGGAAACUACUCUGGUAAAGUCUGUGGACUUUGUGGAAAUUUCAACGGCAAUGCCAAAGAUGAUUUCCUAAAUCCGGAUGGUGUAUUAGAACCAAAUUCAAACAGCCUUGGAAACAGUUGGCAGGUUGAUAAUGACACAAGAUGUACUCCAGGAGUUGACCAUCCAUCUAAUUGUACCGAUGACGAUAAAAACAACAUUGUCAGCAAUGGCUUCUGUGGAAUUAUCACUGAUAAGGAGGGUCCAUUCAAAAAUUGCCAUAAUGUUAUCAAUCCUCUAGUAUACUUUGAUAACUGUGUAUAUGAUUUGUGUGAAACCAACCUGGAUAAGGAAAUAUUGUGUGAUAGCCUUCAAGCUUAUGCUGAGUCCUGUCAGUCUAAUGGUGUUACAAUAGAAGCUUGGAGAAAUGACACUUUCUGUCCACUGAAGUGUCCUCCAAACAGUCACUAUGAACAAUGUGGAACUGCCUGCCCAGCUACCUGCGUCAACCCAGGAGCCCCAUCCACCUGUACUCUGCCGUGUACUGAAUCCUGUAUAUGUGAUCCAGGUUUUGUCCUUUAUGGCAAUAAAUGUGUUCCAGAUGACAAAUGCGGAUGCUGGGAUGAUGAUAAGUAUCAUCCUGUAGACUCAGAAUUCUGGACAGAUGAUACUUGUUCCAUAAAAUGCAAAUGUCCAUCAGCUGGGAGUGGCCUAGUGUGUAGCCCUGACUCUUGUCCCAGCAACCAGUAUUGUGGAAUUUCAAAUGGUGUACCUGGUUGCCACUACUUCACAUAUGGAGUUUGUCGUGUUCAUAAUGAUCCUCAUUAUGACACUUUUGACAGACUGAAUCACAACUUUAUGGGACUAUGCACAUACACGCUUGCAAAACUUUGCAACAAUACUUCUUCUCCACAGUAUUUCAAUAUUCAAGCCAAAAAUGAACACCGUGGAGAUCCCACUGUGUCAUUUGUGAAGCAUGUUCUUGUAGAAGUUUAUGGCCAAAAAGUUCAAAUGGUGAAAAAUGAAGUAGAUCGUGUUUUGGUCAAUGAAGUCUGGACUACACUUCCAGUCACAUUAGUUGGAGGAGCAGUAACUGUCCAAUGGACUGGAAAAUAUGUCAGCCUCCAAACCGAUUUUAGGUUGACUGUCUCAUAUGAUGUAGAUACCUCUGUGGAGGUGAAACUUCCUAGCAACUUCUCUGGCCUAACAUGUGGAAUGUGUGGUAACUUUAACAGCCGUAGACAAGAUGAUUACAUGAUGCCCAAUGGUCUGCAGGCUGCAAACUCUGAACAGCUAGGCCAGAGCUGGAUGGUAGAAGAUGAUGAUCCACUUUGUAAUCCAGAGGAUCCUGAGCCCUCACCACCACCAUCCUGCACACCAGAGGCAGAUGAACUAUAUAGAAGUGAUGGAUUCUGUGGUCUUUUGCUAAGUAAAAAUGGUCCUUUCCAUUUAUGUAAUGCUGUCAUCAGUCCUGGAGGGUUUGUUGAAAGCUGCAUAUUUGACAUGUGUGCACUUAAUGGAGAUCCAGACACUCUCUGCAGUCUAUUAGCAGCAUAUGCUGAUGCUUGCCAAAAGGAAGGCAUUUCUAUAACUUGGAGAAACAGCACAUUCUGUCCUCAUCCAUGUCCCAUCAACAGUCACUUUAGCACAUGUGCAUCCGCCUGUCCUGCGACAUGUGUAGAGCCACAUCCCACAGGAAACUGCAAUUUACCAUGUUCUGAAGGAUGCGAGUGUGAUGCUGGAUAUGUCGUCAGUGGUGGAACUUGUGUUCCUGAGUCACAUUGUGGCUGCUUGUAUAAUGACAUUUACUACAAGGAAGAGGAACAAUUCGUUCACGGUAACUGUGAGAGCCAGUGUACCUGUCACGGAAACAACAAUGUGUCCUGUAUACCAUUGUCCUGCGCAGAAGAUGAAAUCUGCAAGGUGCAAGAUGGAUUACUGGGCUGCUAUAAACCAAGCACAGCAAUUUGCCACAUAUAUGGAGACCCCCAUUAUACAACAUUUGACGGAACAGUGCAUCACUUCCAGGGAGCUUGUACUUAUACUGUGACAGAGACAUGUGCCAAUACAUCACACAGCUUUAGUGUCACCACACGUAAUGAGCACAGAGGUAACCCAAGCUGGACGGCCAUUAAUUCUGUUACUCUGAAUGUUAAUGGGAUAAAGAUCUUCAUUGGAAAAGACAACAUUGUACAUGUUAAUGAUGUGACUGUCACACUUCCUGCUAACGUGUCUGACAUAAUCAUCACACAACAUGGUCAAUAUGUUACAGUCAGCACAAACUUUGGCCUUGAAGUUCAGUUCAAUGGUGAUCAUGAAUUGUUUGUGAGAGUGAAAGAGUAUUACAAGGGAGCACUAUGCGGUUUGUGUGGCUCCUACAAUGAUAACCGGUUUGAUGACUUCACAAUACCCGAUGGCAGCAUUGUAACUAAUGUCAAUGACUUUGGAAACAGCUGGAGAGUCCCAGAUGACGGAUGGCCAUGUGAUUCCACUCCUCCACCUCCACCAAUAUGUCCUCCUAAUAUCCAACAAGAGGCCGAACAGAAGUGCUGGAUUAUUAGGCAAAAUAAUGGACCAUUCAAACCCUGCCAUGCCUUUAUCCGCCCCCACCAGUACUAUGAGAGCUGCGUGUUUGACCAGUGUGUGACAGGAGGAAAUGACGAUCUGAUAUGCAGUGUCCUACAGUCUUAUGCUGCAGCUUGUGAAUCACUGGGCAUUUCCUUAGGGGACUGGAUAAAUAAUACUAUUUGUGAUCCAAACAAACCAUCAACAACUCCCCCUGCAACAACCACUUCAUCUACGCACCCACAACCAGGCUCAACUACAAUAACAACCCCAUCAGCAACUCCAACAAAUACACCACCACCAACUCCAACAACUGUAACCGCAACAACUCCAACAACUACACCACCACCAACUCCAACAACUGUAACAAUAAUGACUCCAACAACUACACCACCAACAACUUCAACAACUGUAACAGCAACAACUCCAACAACUACACCACCACCAACUCCAACAACUGUAACAAUAACUACUUCAACAACUACACCACCACCAACUCCAACAAUUGUAACAGCAGAAACUCCAACAACUACACCACCACCAACUCCAACAACUGUAACAGCAACAACUCCAACAUCUACACCACCACCAACUCCAACAACUGUUACAAUAAUGACUCCAACAACUACACCACCAACAACUUCAACAACUGUAACAGCAACAACUCCAACAACUACACCACCACCAACUCCAACAACUGUAACAAUAACUACUUCAACAACUACACCACCACCAACUCCAACAAUUGUAACAGCAGAAACUCCAACAACUACACCACCACCAACUCCAACAACUGUAACAGCAACAACUCCAACAACUACACCACCACCAACUCCAACAACUGUAACAAUAACUACUUCAACAACUACACCACCACCAACUCCAACAAUUGUAACAGCAGCAACUCCAACAACUACACCACCACCAACUCCAACAAUUGUAACAACUAUUCCAACAACUGUAACAACAACGACUCCAAAAACGACACCACCACCAACUCCAACAAUUGUAACAACUACUCCAACAACUGUAACAACAACGAUUCCAACAACUACAACUACUACAAUCAUCACUACUACUGCUACAACACCUGAAACUGCUACAAUCUGCAGUGCCUCUGGAGAUCCUCACUACAACACAUUUGAUGGUGCAGUUCACCAUUACAUGGGGAACUGCAGCUACACACUCACAAAACUAUGCAAUGUAUCAUCUAUUGAAUUCCCAUACUUCCAUGUCUACACCACCAAUGAGCACAGAGGAGGCAACACCAAAGUGUCCUAUAUCCAGUCAGUACAUGUAGAAAUGUACAACACUAAUUUUACAUUGCUGAAGAACAAAAAGCUAAAUGUUGAUGGAAAGAGAACAAACCUACCAACGGCUCUAGAAAGUAGAGUCAGAGUGCACAUCAGUGGCAAUUACUUAAUUUUGCAGACUGACUUUGGACUACAAGUGAGGUUUGAUGGUAACCAUUACAGUGAUGUUUCUCUACUCUCAACAUUCAAGGGCCAUGUGUGUGGACUGUGUGGCAACUACAAUGACAAUGCAAGAGAUGACUCUUUAAAGCCUGAUGGCAGUACAGCAUCAAGUUCAAAUGAACUUGGAGAUAGCUGGCUGGUUGACCGAGAUAAUAAAGUGUGUGGAAGUCAAGACAUUGAAAAUUGUGAUCCAAAUCUUGAAGCAGAAUACAGCAAGGAUACAGUCUGUGGCAUUAUAACCGAUACUGCAGGAAUCUUCAAGGACUGCCAUGCUCUUGUGAAUCCUGAUAAUUUCUUUGAAAACUGUGUAAUAGACAUGUGUCUCACUGGUGGCGACUCAAAUUCCCUAUGUUACGCUGUGCAAGCAUAUGCUCAACAGUGUUCAGAUGCUGGAAUAUGUGUUGAAUGGAGAUCAGACACCUUCUGCCCCAUUUCCUGCCCUGCAAGAAGCUUCUAUAAGAGCUGUGGGACUACAUGCCCUGCCACUUGCUUCAACUCUCCACCAGUGGCACCAUGCAAGCUGGAGUCAGUAGAAGGUUGCUUCUGUAAUGACUCUUAUGUCCUGAGCGGAGACAGAUGUGUUAAUGAGACUGAUUGUGGCUGUGUUGAUGACAAUAAUAACUCUUAUCAGCUUGGAGAAAGUUGGUUCACCUAUGAGAACUGCACUCAGCGCUGCACAUGCAAUAACAAUAAAAACAUUGUUUGUGAGAAUUGGCAGUGCGGAACCCUGGAAAAUUGCAAGCGGCAGGAUGGAGUAUUAGGAUGUCAAUCCUCUGGUAUCACUGCUUGCCACGUGUCUGGAGAUCCUCACUUCUACACAUUUGAUAAAGUCAUGCACAGUUUCAUGGGCACAUGUACAUAUGUUCUGGUGGACAUUUGUGAUAAGAGAAGUGUCAUCCCAUUUACCAUCAAAGGAAAGACGGAGGACCGUGGACAGAGGGCAGCAACAUACUUGAAAGAAGUUUACAUUGAUGUUUAUGAUUUCCGUAUCACCUUGCAGAAGGACAGGAAAACUCUUGUGGAUAACACACGCAUCCAAACACCAUGGUCUGGAAAUGUGAAAGGUAUCAGCAUUGGAAAUGUCGGUCUCUACACUGUUGUGACCACAGACUUUGGAAUGAUUGUGAAGUUUGAUGGAAAUCACCACCUGGAGAUUGUCCUCCCUGAUGCUUACUUUGGAAAGGCAUGUGGUAUGUGCGGUAAUUUCAAUACCCAGACAAAUGAUGAGUUACUGAUGCCAAACGGACUUCUGGCAGCCAAUGUUACCCAGUUUGGAAACAGCUGGAAAUCAGAAGAAGACAGCGACAAAAACUGCAUGGAUGAUACACGAGUUGAUCUUGCUCCACCAUGUACGACUGCUACAAGACCAAACAUUCAGAACCAGUGCAAUGUUCUCCUGACAGACACAUUCAAAGCAUGUCAUAAUCUAGUGAGCGCAGACCUGUUUAUUGAGAGCUGUGUAUAUGACAUGUGCAGAUACAAUGGCAUGGUGUCUACCCUGUGUGCUAUUGUCCAAGCCUAUGUUGAUGCCUGCAGAACCCAAGGAGUAAACAUCAAAUGGAGAAGUCCCUCUCUCUGCCCUUUUUGGAUAUGCCAUGUAAUCAAGUAUUUCUCUACUGCAGCAUUGGCAUGUCCCAAAAACAGUCACUAUACAGACUGUGCGUCCCUAUGUCCAUCUACUUGCACCAACAUCUAUGCUCCAGAUGUCUGCGACAAGCCAACAACCUGUAUGGAAGGCUGCGUCUGCGAUAAUGGCUAUGCUCUAAGCGGUGACCAGUGUGUUCCACUUAAAUCUUGUGGCUGCAGGGAUUCCAACGAUAAUUACUACAAUAUUGAUGAGAGCUGGAUUACUCCACACUGCACACAGAAAUGUGAGUGCAAGAAGGGCAAUGAAAUCAAAUGUAAAUCAUUCAGCUGUCCACAUGGAGUCUGCAGUGUGAACAAGAAUGGUCAUUACAAUUGCAAACCAACAGGUUUCUCCAAGUGCAACAUUGCUGGUGAUCCGCAUUAUCACACAUUCGAUGGGUUAAACCAUCACUUCCAGGGGAAGCAGACAUAUAUAUUAGCAAGAACAUCCCCUGCUUUAUCUGAUUACAUGGAGCCAUUUAAAAUCGAAGGCAAAAAUGAAGCCAUGUUUCCCUUUAGCCGGUUCAGUUUACUCAGGGAGCUGCGUAUUGAAGUUUACAACCACGUUAUAUUAUUCAAACAGAACAAGAUUUUAGUGCUGGAUAGUGUGAGAACAGCGCCCCCCGUACGUCCACAUGAAGGAAUACAUAUUUAUCAGAGACCAACAAGAAUAUACCUGGAGACUGAUUUUGGUCUUUCUAUCAGCUUUGAUGGCAAAGAAAAUGCAGAAAUUGUUGUGCCAAAUACAUACCAGGAAAUGCUCCAGGGACUGUGUGGAAACUUUGAUGGAAGACGCAACAAUGAUUUUACCACUCCAGAAGGAAGACUUCUGGGUGAUGUAGAAUCAUUCGGCGAAAGUUGGAAUAUCAGGUCACUUACGCCAGCCUCAAGAUUCAGGCGUGACACUUUGGUAGCAUUGCAAGAGGAAGAUAUAAUAUUAAACACAGGAGAUAAUUUUGCCUGCUCUGCUUCUGGCCUAGCAUUUGUGAACAGUUCUUCAUUCUGUGGAGUUAUGAGAGACAUCAAUGGCCCAUUUAAAAACUGUAUCCCAUACGUCUCCCCAGAAGACUUUAUUGUGGACUGCAUAUUCGACACCUGUGCUGAGUUCCAGAGCAGGGAAUUACUCUGUUUGAAUCUUGAACAAUACUCUAUUGCCUGUCAGCAAAAUGAAACGAUAGUUGAUGACUGGAGACAACUCACUGGUUGUGCAAUGACUUGCGGUAGCAACAGUUUAUAUGCAAACCGCAUGAAUGCCUGUCCAGCAUCCUGCAGCAAUAUGGCAUCUGAGUCUGAGUGUGAGGUACCUUCCUGUGAAGGAUGUCAGUGUGAACCAGGCUACAUUCUUAGUGGUUAUGACUGUGUACCAUAUAUUGAUUGUGGAUGCACCUUCGUUGGCAAGUACUACAAGGUAACACCACGGAUGUAA